AUGAGCGGGCAGCGCGUGGACGUCAAGGUGGUGAUGUUGGGCAAGGAGUACGUGGGCAAGACGAGCCUGGUGGAGCGAUACGUGCACGACCGCUUCCUGGUGGGGCCUUAUCAGAAUACCAUAGGGGCCGCCUUCGUAGCCAAGGUGAUGUCCGUCGGAGACCGGACGGUGACUUUGGGUAUUUGGGACACAGCAGGCUCUGAGCGCUAUGAGGCCAUGAGCCGAAUCUACUAUCGGGGCGCCAAGGCUGCCAUCGUCUGCUAUGACCUGACGGACAGCAGCAGCUUUGAACGGGCAAAGUUCUGGGUGAAGGAGCUGCGCAACCUAGAGGAGGGCUGUCAGAUCUACUUGUGUGGCACCAAGAGUGACCUGCUGGAGGAGGACAGGCGGCGGCGACGGGUGGACUUCCACGACGUUCAGGACUAUGCAGACAAUAUCAAAGCUCAGCUCUUUGAAACAUCCAGCAAGACAGGCCAGAGUGUGGACGAGCUCUUCCAGAAAGUGGCAGAGGAUUACGUCAGUGUGGCCGCCUUCCAGGUGAUGACAGAGGACAAGGGCGUGGACCUGGGCCAGAAGGCAAACCCCUACUUCUACAGCUGUUGUCAUCACUGA
Rangifer tarandus platyrhynchus (Svalbard reindeer) is the source of this 612-nucleotide messenger RNA. NCBI's taxonomy places the organism in Eukaryota, Metazoa, Chordata, Mammalia, Artiodactyla, Cervidae. The record is from the annotation of a GenBank genome assembly.